CCCGUUUCCUGUCGUGAGUGCGCGUCCAACGCUGGAUGUGAGCGCCACUGUGAGCUGUCUCUUCCCCCAGAUCGAAGAUGGCGGUGUCGGUGUUUCCCGGCGUGCGGCUCCUCUCUAUCGGAGACGCAAACGGAGAAAUACAGCGUCACUCCGAGCAGCAGCCUCUACGACUGGAGGUGAAAGCCACACAGGACGCGGCCCUGAUCAACCUCUCCAAUGCAGAGGAGACAUGCGUGUUCAAGUGUUCGGUCUCCCGGGACACAGAGUGCAGUCGCGUGGGGAAACAGUCGUUCAUCAUCACGCUGGGCUGCAACAGCGUCCUGCUACAGUUCACCUCACCUGCAGAGUUCUCAUCGUUCUAUAACCUCCUGAAGAACUGCCGCGGCCACAGUGGAGAGCAGUCGGUCUUCAGCGACAGGACAGAGGAAUCAUCCGCAGUACAGUACUUCCAGUUCUAUGGCUACCUCUCUCAGCAGCAGAACAUGAUGCAGGACUACGUCAGGACAGGAACCUAUCAGAGGGCCAUUCUCCAGAACCACAUUGACUUCAAGGAUAAGGUGGUGUUGGAUGUGGGCUGUGGUUCAGGGAUUCUGUCGUUCUUUGCUGCUCAGGCUGGGGCCAGAAAGGUCUACGCUGUGGAGGCCAGCACCAUGGCCCAGCACGCAGAGGUCCUGGUGAACACUAACCGUCUGGGGGACCGUGUGGUGGUGAUCCCUGGUAAAGUAGAGGAGGUUACGCUACCGGAGCAGGUGGACAUCAUCAUCUCAGAGCCCAUGGGUUACAUGCUCUUCAACGAGAGGAUGCUGGAGAGCUACCUCCACGCCAAGAAGUUCCUCAAGCCUAGCGGUAAAAUGUUCCCCACCAUCGGUGACGUGCACCUGGCCCCCUUCACAGACGAACAGCUCUACAUGGAGCAGUUCACCAAGGCCAACUUCUGGUACCAGCCUUCCUUCCAUGGUGUGGACCUCUCAGCCUUGCGAGGCGCAGCGGUGGACGAGUACUUUCGCCAGCCCAUUGUGGACACAUUUGAUAUCCGUAUCUUGAUGGCCAAGUCUGUCAAAUACACAGUCAACUUCCUGGAGGCCAAAGAGGAGGAUUUGUACAGGAUAGAGAUUCCCUUUAAGUUCCAUAUGAUGCACUCAGGGCUGGUGCACGGCCUGGCCUUCUGGUUCGAUGUAGCGUUCAUAGGAUCAAUGGUGACAGUGUGGCUCUCCACGGCUCCCACAGAGCCCCUGACCCACUGGUACCAGGUCCGCUGUCUGCUCCAGUCACCCCUCUUCACCAAGGCAGGAGACACACUCUCCGGCACAGCACUGCUCAUCGCCAACAAGAGACAAAGCUAUGACAUCAGUAUUGUUGCACAAGUGGACCAGACAGGCUCCAAGUCCAGCAACCUCCUGGACUUGAAGAACCCCUUUUUCAGGUACACAGGCAGCACCCCCACCCCCCCUCCUGGGUCGCACUACACCUCCCCCUCUGAGACCAUGUGGAACAAUGGGGGGGCCUACAGCAUGAGCCAGGGCAUGGCUGUGUCAGGGAUGCCUACAGCCUAUGACCUCAGUACGGUCAUGGGCAGCGGCUCGACGGUGUCCCACAACAACCUCAUCCCCCUCGUGAACACAGGGAUAGUGAAUCACACCCACUCAAGGAUGGGCUCCAUCAUGAGCACAGGAAUCGUCCAGGGAGCUUCUACUGGCCAGUCAGGUCCUAGCAGCAGCAGCUCUAACCAGCAGCAGCAUUAUCCCGUCACCAACCAGUUCACCAUGGGGGGACCCGCCAUCUCCAUGGCCUCUCCCAUGGCCAUCCCUAGCAACACCAUGCAUUAUGGGAGUUAAGACCUCGUCACCCCUCACCUCCGACCCCCUGCAUGACCUCUACUAGCCCCUCCCCCUGACCGACCAUAGCCAGAACCAGAAUACCAAAACCAGUGCUGUCAUGUUGUCCCUUCAGCACCUUCCUUCUUCUUUCUCCUUUACUGUCCAUCUCUCCAUCUAUCACUGGUGUUAUUCACUCAUAUCCGUCCCUCCCUGCCGCUAUAGACACUCUCUCCGUUUUGAGAGCUGUUCCCCUACUCCCUCCCUCCCUCCCUCAUCAUCGUGCAGCAGCUGCUAUGAUAUCCCCAGUCCAGCCAGAGGGUGGCAGCACCUCUACGUUCAACUGACAGACUGAUCAGCACAAGAAAUUGGCCGUUUUUUUGAAUGGAGAGCUGAACUGAUGUGAACUUUGUUUGACUGGACCUUUUUAUGCUUUACAGACGCAUACAUGUACACCUACACACACAUAUUGAACACAGAGACAUUUGUUGCAAAGAAGAACUCAUUGUACGACUGUACAGCAGGUAUCAUCUCUUUUAUCCGGGUUCCCUCACUCCUCUCCUCCCUUUUGGACAUUUGGCCUCCCAUAGUGCCGGUGUGAUGCCCCACCCUUCCCCCUCUUCCACCAAACACACACCCAACCCCAUCCACUACAGCCAGUCGCCAUCCCCCCUCCCCUCAUCGCUGGAUUGGAUGUCCCCCACUACAGAUCUACACUGAAAGGACGGGGCUUUCCUAUACAGUAGAACACUAUGAACACCCCUCACCGACCGCCAUUUUGUUUUCAUAUCGAGGCACUUCUCCACCUGCCUGUAGAGCCUCUCUCCUUAAGAGACGGCCCCAUUCCAGACCGCUAGCUCCACCCCCACCCCCACCCAAGUUGUUUGUCUGGUCGUCCAUAGUGGUAGUCUUUAGCCCAGUAGACCUAGGCUGUCCCUCAAGACCCCCUAUUCACUAUACAGUGCUCUACUUUUGACUAGAGCCACAUGGCCAAAUGAAGUGCACUAUAUAGGGAAUAAGGUGUCAUUUGAGACGUAGCCUAGAUGUCAGUGUGUAGGAGAACCCUGUAGAAUGUGAUCUUGAAGAAUACCACCUCUGGAACCCUGAUGUUAGAACCUCACCUCUGAUGGACUGAUUGACUUGUGAGGUGUGUCGUCCAAAACCAAUGAGCUUUGAGGACACAGCAGCAGACCCAGCCCCCCACUCCCCAUCAGGAUUGCAGUGAGCCGGAGUGGGCUGAUUGGAUUGAUGGAGGCAGGGGUGGGAUGGACCCACAGACUGCCAGUAUGGACCAAGGCCAGUGGUGUGGGCCGUUGGAGCAGCUGUAUCCUAGUUUACAUCCUCCCCAGUUUCCUUUCCUUCCUUCAUUUUCAGACUGAGGUGGGGAGUUUGGGAUAGAGGGGAGUAGGGAGUCACCUCUUUCCCUCCCCCCUCCCUCACUACCUAUGAUCUCCAGACUCUUAACAUAUCUAAACCUCACCCCUCCAAUCUCCUCCCUCCUUUCCUGGACAAGCCAAUUGCCCAACCUUCGUACAAAGACUUAAUGGACAUGUAUGCAUUGCUUCCAGUCACAAUUUAUGGACUGAGUUUAAUUACAUUUUUUUGAUUUAGCAAGUUUUAUGAAGAGAAAAUGUCUUGCUAGUUUGUAGGGUUAACUUUUUUUCAGUUGUCAUUAUUUGUUUUAUUUCUUUCACAGAAAAGCAACAAACAAAAAAAAGUAUAAAAGGAGUAAAUUAAAUGUUGGUGGAGAAGUCCCAAAAAAAAUC
Messenger RNA from Coregonus clupeaformis (lake whitefish), 3580 nucleotides. RefSeq names its product histone-arginine methyltransferase CARM1. Gene Ontology annotation, biological process: peptidyl-arginine methylation. The transcript has 16 exons. The record is from RefSeq and is a predicted model, not a curated record. NCBI's taxonomy places the organism in Eukaryota, Metazoa, Chordata, Actinopteri, Salmoniformes, Salmonidae. Bases 78 to 1835 code for a protein of 585 amino acids. Gene Ontology annotation, molecular function: protein-arginine N-methyltransferase activity.